This is a messenger RNA of Miscanthus lutarioriparius, 1575 nucleotides long. Lineage: Eukaryota; Viridiplantae; Streptophyta; Magnoliopsida; Poales; Poaceae. The record is from the annotation of a GenBank genome assembly.
AUGGGGUUAUACAGCAUAAUGUUUUGGACUCUUACUUUGAUUGGUGUGGUCAAGUAUGUAGGCAUAGCCCUUAAUGCCGACGAUCAUGGUGAAGGAGGUACAUUUGCCAUGUACUCUUUGUUGUGUAGGCAUGCUGAUAUAGGCAUACUUCCUUCCAAAAAAGUUUAUUCGGAAGAAGAGCCUCUACUUCAGAAUCAGUCUGCAAGAUCUGGAAGGCCUAGCUGGCUGGGGAAGUUCUUUGAGCGAAGCAUAACAGCCAGAAGGGCACUGCUGUUCAUGGCAAUACUGGGCAUGUGCAUGCUCAUUGGGGAUGGCAUACUCACUCCUGCUAUUUCAGUAUUAUCAGCGAUCGAAGGGCUAAGAGGGCCAUUUCCUUCUGUCAGCAACGGUGCUGAAGCUAUGUUUGCAGAUCUUGGCCACUUCAGUAAGAAGGGUAUUCAGAUAGCAUUUCUGUCUAGCAUAUAUCCUUCUCUGGUCCUCACAUAUGCUGGGCAAACAGCAUAUCUCAUCAACAAUGUUAACGACUUCAGUGACGGAUUCUACAAAUUUGUCCCUCGCCCUGUUUACUGGCCCAUGUUCAUCAUCGCAACACUGGCAGCAAUCGUCGCAAGCCAAUCCUUAAUAUCUGCAACAUUUUCAGUCAUCAAGCAAUCAGUUGUCGUGGACUACUUCCCGCGCGUUAAGGUGGUGCACACGUCCCAGCACAAAGAAGGGGAGGUUUACUCCCCAGAAACCAAUUACAUCCUCAUGGUACUAUGCGUUAGUGUGGUACUAGGCUUUGGUGCUGGAAAUGCGAUUGGGAACGCAUUCGGUGUUGUGGUCAUCAUGGUCAUGCUCAUAACCACAAUCAUGCUCACUCUGGUGAUGAUCAUUAUAUGGAGAACACCGCUUGUCCUUGUGGCGCUAUACUUCGUGCCUUUCUUCAUCAUGGAAGGAUCUUAUGUCAGUGCAGUCUUCACCAAGAUCCCUGAAGGCGGGCAACGGAAGAUGGAGUACGAGAUGGCGAACAAGGUGACCGUGGAACGCCUCAGCGAGCUCCUGGCGAGACCGGAGGUGCAGAGGGUCCCCGGGCUGUGCUUCUUCUACAGCAACAUCCAGGACGGGCUCACCCCCAUCCUCGGCCACUACAUCAAGAACAUGAGCUCGCUGCACGCGGUCACGGUCUUCGUCACCCUGCGGUACCUGCUGGUGGCCAAGGUGGACGAGCGGGAGAGGAUCCUCGUCAGGAGGCUGGGGCCGAACGGGGUGUACGGCUGCACUGUCCAGUACGGGUACGCCGACAGCCUCGGCGACGGCGACCUCACCGCGCAGGUCACGAGCUCCUUGCGGCGGCACUUUGACACGACGACAGAGGCGGGGGCAGAGGAGGCCGCGCGUCUGGAGGCGGCGAGGAUGGCCGUCGUGGUGCACGUUCGGGGUAAGAUGAGGUUCUACGUGGGCGAGGACGCCGGGUGGUUCGACAAGAUCAUGCUCGGGUUCUACGAGUUCCUGCACGGCAUCUGUCGCUCCGCACUGCCGGCGCUGGGGACGCCGCUGCAACAGCGAGUCGAGAUCGGCAUGCUGUACAAGGUUUGA